Molecule: messenger RNA, 2484 nt
Organism: Plasmodium vinckei vinckei
Lineage: Eukaryota; Apicomplexa; Aconoidasida; Haemosporida; Plasmodiidae
Product: mannose-6-phosphate isomerase, putative
Exons: 1
Coding region: 1-2484 (827 amino acids)
Biological process (GO): GDP-mannose biosynthetic process
Cellular component (GO): cytosol
Molecular function (GO): zinc ion binding; mannose-6-phosphate isomerase activity
Source: RefSeq, a predicted model, not a curated record
AUGAAGACAAGAAAAUUGUGUAUAAACGAGUGCAUCCCAUAUGUACAAAAAUAUGAAUGGGGUGAAGGAAAAGAAGGGAUGGUUUAUGAUGUUAUGAAAAAUAUAGUAAACGAUAAUUAUGAUAUAAUUAAAAAGGAUAUAAAUAAUUAUGAAUAUUUAAAAGAGUAUGCUGAAGAUAUAGAAAAUGAUAAUAAUAACAAUGGAGUAGAGAAAAAUGAAAAUGAAGUAAAACAAAUCCCAAUUGAUAAGGCUCAUCGAUAUGCUGAACUAUGGAUUGGCAAUCAUCAAAAUGGCCCUAAUUUAAUUCGAUACAAAAAUGGAUUAGUACCAAUCGGAGAAUUUAUAGAUAUAUAUAAAAAUAAAAAAGCAAAAAAUCAUAAAAUUUCAAAAUAUUUUUAUAGAAAUAAAGAAGAUGGCACAAAUGAUGAAAAUUCAAAUCCAAAUCCAAAUACAAAUGUAAAUAAUACAAAUGCUAGCAAUAAUGCAAAUAAUGAAUCGAAUACUGAAAAUAAAAAAAAUUCUCUACCAUCCAAUAUAGUUGUAAAUAAUAAUGAUAAUAAAAGAGAAGAUACCAUUAAGAGACAUUCUGAUGGAGAUUGUAAUGAUAUAUCAUAUAAUCAUACCGAAGAAUCAUAUAAUAGUACGACUAAUAAAGAUGGACAAUUAUUAAAAGAAAGUUUACAAGAAAACGAAGAUUUAUUUCCAUAUCUUUUUAAAAUGCUUUCAAUAAAUAAACCCCUUAGUGUUCAAAUCCAUCCAAAUGAAGCCCAAACAUUAUAUUUAAAUACUGUAAAUCCAACUGUUUAUAAAGAUAAAAUUUUCAAAACUGAAAUGUGUGUAUGUAUUAAUUCAAUGAGCCUAUUAUGCGGGUAUAUCAAUAUAUUUAAAAUUGCAUUUUUGAUCAAAAAUGUAAAAGAACUUUAUGAUUUUUUUAUGAAAAAAGAUGAAAAUGGAUUUGAUGCAUAUGAAAAUGAUAUAAAAAUAGAUAAAAAAAUAAGUAGUAAUGAAAAUUUUAAAAGGGAUAAUAAAAAACCAGUAUCACGUAAAGAGCCAGAAUGGAAAAUGAAAAAUAAUGGCCCAGAUGAAUUUGGACGAAAAAAAAAAACUGGUAGCAAUAAUAAUAAUAAUUUUGAAAAUAACCAUUUUGGAAAUAAUAAUUUUAACAAUAACAACUUUGGAAAUAACAACAACAAUAAUCAAAAUAAUAAUAAAGAUUUAUUUUCUUUAUUUGACUUAUUUGAUGCGAAUAAAACCGAAGAGAUAGAAGAACUUAUAAAUUGCUUUUCAGGAGUAUAUAAAUACAUAAUUAAUUAUUCUAUAAAAAGAUAUAAUGAAUCUAAUUGUGAUAUUAUAUCUAUCAUUGAUAAUUAUGCAGAGUGUAUACAAAAAUAUGUUUUCUAUGAAGAUUUUUUUCGUAAUUUUUAUAAAAAUGACAAACCUCCAAAAGAUAAUAUAAAUAUAGGUAAUAUUAUAAAAACAGAAAAAGAAAAAUUAAUCGAAUUUUUUAAACAGAAUAGAAAUAUUCCUGAUAUGAUAGAUUCAAAUGUAGAAAAAUAUAUAAAUAAUAUAGAUGAAAAUGAAACUACUGAAGAUAAUGAAAAUAACUCUACACAGAGUAUAAAUAACGAGGGUUUCUUUAUAACUAUGAAAAAAAUAAAAUCACUUUAUGAGCAUAUGUAUAAAUAUUUAACAUAUAGAAUAUUCUUAGCAGAAAAUGAAGUAUUAAAUAAAUAUAUAACUUCUAUUAUUACGAAAAAUCCAAAAUAUUGUUCUUAUAUAAAAACAAAAGAAAAAUUAAAAAAAAAUAUUGAUGAAUUAUAUAUAGAAGCUUGUAAAAAAAAAAAUCCAGAAAACAUAUCUAAAGAAGCAGAAAAUUAUAUUAUAAAUAAUAUCUUUGAAAUAUUAUGUAAUGUUUCUAAAUUUUAUCCAGAAGAUAAUGGAAGAAUAUUUGUUUUCAUAUUACAAUUAAUUAAUUUAAGAGAUGGUGAUGUUAUAUAUAUCAAACCUGGAGUUAUGCACUCAUAUAUUUCAGGUAACUGUUUAGAAUGUAUGACUAAUUCUGAUUUAGUUAUAAGAGGGGGUUUAACAAGUAAAGAAGUUGAUAAAGUCAAUUUUAUAAAAUAUGUUAAUUAUAAAAAUAAUCAUCCUGUAAUUUUAGAAAAAGAAUUUAUUAAUUAUAAUAUUAUAUCAUGUAGUUAUAAAAGUAUGAAAUAUUUCAAAAUUUUAUUUGUUAAAAUCCGACCAGGAGAAGUUGUUAAUUAUAUGUUUUCAGAAACAUCUUUUACAUCCUGUAUUAUUCUUUCUUCAAAUACAAAAACACAAUUAAAAGGAAGAAAAAAAGAAAAAAAAAAAGCAAGUAUUAAAUCAAUAAAAAAAGGAACCGUUUUUGUUAUUGCUCCUAAUAUUAUGGUUACUAUGUCAAAUCAAUAUGAAGAUAAAGAAGAUGGAGAUAAAGAUUUUGUUUUAUAUUGUGCUACAGCAUAA